This is a messenger RNA of Coffea eugenioides, 1109 nucleotides long. RefSeq names its product tropinone reductase homolog At5g06060-like. The transcript has a single exon. Gene Ontology annotation, molecular function: oxidoreductase activity. Bases 133 to 927 code for a protein of 264 amino acids. NCBI's taxonomy places the organism in Eukaryota, Viridiplantae, Streptophyta, Magnoliopsida, Gentianales, Rubiaceae. The record is from RefSeq and is a predicted model, not a curated record.
AUCACAUCUUAUCACAUAACCUAACCCUUCUCGAUAAAAUGGGAUGUUGCAUUAUCUUAACAAGUCAUUUGCCAAAAAUCUCUAUAUCAAGAUCAGGCAUUUGACAUCUUGAGGCUCAUCCCACCAUCAAUCAUGGAAAGUACCGUAGGAAAAAUUAGUUCAAGAUGGUCUCUAUCUGGAAUGACAGCUCUGGUCACCGGUGGAACUCGAGGAAUAGGGUGUGCAAUCGUGGAGGAACUAGCCGGACUGGGAGCAAAAGUGCACACUUUUUCAAGAAAAGAAUCAGAACUGAAUGAACGGUUGCAAGAGUGGUCCUCCAAGGGAUUCAAAGUCACCGGUUCGGUCUGUGAUGCAUCUUCAAGAGAGCAAAGAACUCAGCUCAUCGGAGAGGUCUCUUCCAUCUUCAAUGGGAAGCUCAAUAUCCUCGUCAACAAUGUUGGAACAGGUGUAUUCAGGCAAGCUGAAGCGUUCACUGCUGAAGAGUAUAAUAUGAUUAUGUCUACAAAUCUUGAUUCUGGUUAUCAUUUCUCUCAACUCGCUUAUCCGCUUCUGAAAGCAUCUGGGAUUGGGAACAUCGUGUUCAUGUCCUCAGUCGCAGGCCUGGUACAUGUUCACCAUUUAUCUGUUUAUUCAAUGACAAAAGGUGCAAUGAAUCAACUCACCAAAAAUCUGGCUUGUGAGUGGGCUAAAGAUAAAAUUCGGGUUAAUUCUGUUGCGCCAUGGUAUAUUAGAACCUCAUUAGUUGAAGAGAAAUUGAGUGACAAAGAAUACGAGGAGAGGGUAGAAUCAAGAACUCCUAUGAGACGAACCGGAGAACCAGAAGAAGUCUCCUCCCUGGUUGCUUUCCUUUGUCUGCCGGCUGCUUCCUAUAUCACUGGGCAAGUUAUCGCUGUGGAUGGAGGAAUGACUGUCUAUGGAUUUGAAUAGGAGAAUAGCUGAGUGGACCAUAUACCUUAUCAAGGCAAAUGUUUACUUUCCAGCAAAAAUUUGAAGUUCUUUGUUUUCUCUGUUUUGCCGAUAUCCGUACCAUUUAAUUCUAUUUUCUGUAGGGCAUGUUCUGCAUCUUGUUUGCUUGGUAAUUUGGUAGAUAAAAGCUUUGGCUGACAAUA